Molecule: messenger RNA, 522 nt
Organism: Nezara viridula (southern green stink bug)
Lineage: Eukaryota; Metazoa; Arthropoda; Insecta; Hemiptera; Pentatomidae
Source: the annotation of a GenBank genome assembly
AUGGAAUGCUAUGGCCUCAUGCCAUCUACAAGGCACGCUUUGCUAAUUGAUUUUGCUCAGCUUAAAAAGGUGGAAGAAGCAGCCGGAGCCAUCCCCCUUCCCCACCCACCCCUGAUUGCCGCUGCUAUUCCGCCACCCGGCCCGCUAUACGUCUUCAUUGCCGAGGAAAUUUGGCGGUUGACUCGUCGUUUGUCAGCCUCCGCGGGGCAUUGUGAUGCCAAGCUAACGGUUAAUUAUCUGUGUAGCCCUGCUCCCACCUCGGCAGGGCCCAUUGCUGCUCUAGGAACACGGCCAACUCCCCAGCUCUCGGAAAUUCAGCGACAACUAACCCAUUCUUUCUAUUUCCAGGUCUGGUUCCAGAACGCCCGCGCCAAGUGGCGGCGGAUGGUGCUGAAGCAGGAGGGAGGGGGCGGAAAGGACAAACUGGGUGAGGGCCCCGGCGGACUUGAGGGCUACCACCACAGCCUGGGGCCCCACGGGAGCCCCUACCUCAGCCCUUCGCCCCUCGAGUGCAGCUCCUGA